Penicillium pulvis is the source of this 1479-nucleotide messenger RNA. Its product is annotated as purine-cytosine permease family protein. Gene Ontology annotation, molecular function: transmembrane transporter activity. The coding region runs from base 1 to 1479 and encodes 492 amino acids. The record is from RefSeq and is a predicted model, not a curated record. NCBI's taxonomy places the organism in Eukaryota, Fungi, Ascomycota, Eurotiomycetes, Eurotiales, Aspergillaceae. Gene Ontology annotation, cellular component: plasma membrane. Gene Ontology annotation, biological process: transmembrane transport. The transcript is spliced from 4 exons.
AUGGACAAAUCUACGGAAAAGCCGCCAGCGACGGCAACCUACAGUGAUGUUGGCACAGCCGAGCUGCAAUCCGAUCACUCCCCAAGGGCAUGGCUAUCCAAAAUCGCAUAUUGGGGUGUUGAGCUACGAGGCAUUGCUCAAGUGCCUCUGGAAGAGCGAGUUGACAAACGAUACAUUAAUGUCUUCUUCGUGUGGUUCACUAUGAGUACAAAUCUCCUUCCAAUCGUGACGGGAAUGGUGGGAACGCUCUCAUAUGGUCUCAGUCUUCGAGAUUCAUCCCUUGUCAUACUAUUCUUCAGUCUACUAUGCACAAUCCCACCCGCCUUUUUAGGCACAUUCGGUGCCAAAACUGGACUUCGGCAAAUGCUGCAGGCCCGAUUCACUUUCGGGUACUAUCUUGUUUCUAUAAUUGUCGUGCUGAACCUCUGCACCAUCGCCGGCUUUGGAAUAAUUGACUGUGUACUCGGGGGCCUGACUUUAGCUGCAGUCUCAGGUGGUAGCAUCAAUGCGACCGCAGGAAUUGUAAUUAUAGCCCUGUGUGGAAUGAUAAUAUCUUUUGGCGGAUACAGAUUUUUGCAUCAGUUCGAGCGGUAUUCGUGGAUCUUUGCCCUGCUCGCGAUCGUGAUUGCGACUGGAGUCGGCGGCCAUCAUCUUUCGACAGAAACCACGACGGAGCCGCCGGCAGUUGCGACGAUCAUCUCAUUCGGGGGUGUUAUUGCUGGGUUCCUCAUUCCUUGGGCGGCAAUGGCAUCUGAUUUCGCAGUGUAUUGUGACCCGAGUGUAUCUUCAUACCGAAUCUUUGCAUACAUCUAUGCCGGGCUUCUUGUUCCUUCAGUGCCGUUGAUGGUUCUCGGUGCAGCAAUCGGUGCAGUUGUGCCAAGUAUUUCAUCUUGGUCGGCCGGGAACGCGGACUACAGCGCCGGGGGGGUUUUAGAGGCAAUGCUUCAUCCCGCUGGGGGAUUUGGCAAAUUUGUAUCUGUUCUACUCGCAUUCUCCCUCUUAGGGAAUCUAGCAGCCGCGAUGUAUUCCAUCUCGUUGAACUUUCAGCUUGUCAUUCCCAUUAUGGCACGCGUUCCGCGAUUAUUAUUUACCAUCGUCUAUACGGCGGUCGCGAUCCCGGUUUCUAUCUAUGCAGCCAACUCCUUCUUUGAUAGCCUGGAGAAUUUCCUCUAUGUCAUUGCAUAUUGGUCUGCGGCCUUUGUUGGCGUUGUCGCGACUGAGCAUUUUGUCUUCCGCAACGCUGACUGCAACUUAUACACGGCAGAGGACUGCGAUAAAUCAAGCAAGCUUCCGACUGGAGUAGCUGCAAUAGCGGCUAUUGCGCUUUCCUUUGGCUUGAUUGUCCCGUGUAUGAGCCAGAUCUGGUAUACAGGACCCCUCGCUGAGAAGACAGGGGAUCUUGGGUUCGAAAUUGCUCUUGUGUUGUCACCUCUGCUGUACUUGCCACUUCGAUUUAUUGAAGUGAGAUUUAGAAAUUAG